Molecule: messenger RNA, 4178 nt
Organism: Caenorhabditis auriculariae
Lineage: Eukaryota; Metazoa; Nematoda; Chromadorea; Rhabditida; Rhabditidae
Source: the annotation of a GenBank genome assembly
AUGAUGGCAUUCACUCCUAGCACGCCUUUCAAUCAAGUGAGUUUCCUCUUCGUUGUUUUGAGCACCUCCACUUGUAGGGAGCCGUCCGUUCAAAAGUUAUUUUCGUUGUUUUAGGUGAUAACGUCGUCACUGGAUGAAGAUGAUGGCGCCUGUGCAGAUCCCAUUCGGUUUUCGGCGGCGUCAGGCUCCAACCUUUUUGCACAGUUCCCUUUUCCGGUCGUCAAUCAAGUCGCUGCUCAGGCUGCCGCCAUGGCUCAAGCUACUAUGGCCCAAGCGCAGGCCGGAGCUCUGAACUACGCUGUCAUGUUCCCUCCCGGAAUGGCUCAAGUUAGUGUUGUUUCAUUAUCAUUUCUUUGUAAUUCAUCAAUUUUUUUAUGAGAGACUCCUGUUUUUUUCAGAAAAAAAAAGCUUUAAAAAUUUUUUUGGAUGAGCAUUUACAGUAGUUUUUUUUUUUUCAAAAUUGAAACUUUCCAUAACGUUUUACCUGUUCUUUCUUUCAAAUUCAUUUCCCCGCUGAAAAGAAAUUUUUUUCGACAACCCUACCGUUUUUGUCUGUUUUGAUAGCUGAUGGCCAUCUUUUUUCAUAUGUUGUCCACUUACAAGGUCAUUACAACGUGCGGGUCUCGACUUCACCCUAUUUCUCUUUGCGACGCAUUUGUGUAUUCUGCAAAGACAAUACGAACACGACAUGGUGUCAUAUCAUGUUGUCAUAUCAAAUCCUGGGACAUGGGCUAUUUUCUUCGCCGCGAAUCGUACGAAACCAAGACAAAAAAUAAAAAUUGGCUGGUUUUUCAUUAGUUCUUGUCCGGAAAAAUCAAAUAGAUAAGAAAUAUAGGAAUACUAGCGAGUUCUUACGAAAAAGUAAGAAUAAAAAAAGAUCUCUUUUUUUGUGUGUUUUUGCGGAUUGAAGAAUAUAUGUUUCAGUUGGAUUCGAGUGCUCAAAAAAAUAAACUUUGAUAAAUAAAAAAACCUUUCGGAGUAGUUAUGAAAGUGUCGAAUAUCUUUGAUUAACGCGUUCAGUUGGAGAAACGGAAUGAACAUAUUGAAAUUUUACAGUUAGCAACUCAAUAAGCGAAAAAAUUUACUUUUUCUUUACUGAACGCUGCGAAACUUACAAAUAGAAACAAAGUCGGUAAAACAAAUAUUUUCCUAAAUUAAAUUCACUCAAGUCUGUAUGCAAAGUUUUUGUUCGAAAUAUUAACCAAAUUCGGAGAAAUUUUGGAAACUCAUUAAAAUGUUUCAGCCGGAGAUGAUGUCGAUGGGGGGAGGCCGAUUUCCGAAUCUUCUGAUGGAAGGUCCUGCCGGCUUUCAUCCCUACGGUCUCGACAGCGUCCGUCGCAAGAACGCCACCCGCGAAACUACUGCGCCCCUUAAGGUAACUCUUCGGAAUAGUUCCUUGAGAAACAAAGAUUUUUAUCAGGCGUGGCUGAAUGAGCACCGAAAGAACCCGUAUCCGACGAAAAACGAUAAAAUCCUUCUAGCUGUGAUGACACGGAUGACUUUGACUCAGGUGAGGCCGCCUUUUUGGUUGUGGUCCGCCGCAAAACGGGCCGACGUGCUGCAGGCGUUUUUGACGCGAUCUCGCUAAUUGCUGCUCGUUAACCCUUAUUAAACAACACGUGGGUAUCAUGUUUGGACCCCGCUGUGAACCGUCCGAUUCAAUUACGGUGCAGACUUGGAACUUGGCCCGAGAAAUGUUUGCUUGGUCAAGUAGGGUCAUACGCUUUGCUUUGCCAAUUAGUGCAAUUAGUGACUGUUUUUUUUUGUGUUCUCAAAAGUUUAUUCAUACAUUUUUGGCUGUUUUUUGGAGCUCUCCAAUGACGGGUUACGUUUUUUAUGCUCUGAAGACUUUUUAGUUUCAAUUUUGUGGACAGGAAUCCGGAAACCAAAUUAAACUUUUCUUCGACUUAUUUCUAUUAUUCUACAGCAGAAAAAGUCUUCCGCGAGGUUUUGUAACGGCGAAACGUGUGAAGAUUUGAUUUCCUAGACGAUAAAAUCAAACGGGAGACAUCUUUGCGUUUGGCUUAAUUGAUGUUUCUUUUUUCCCGCCCGACGCAGUGCUGUUGGCGCCAAGUUAGAGUCACACAAAAGGAGUGAAAUGGAAUGUUCUUCGUGCAUGUGUCAAUGUUAUUUUCUCGAUUCCUGUCGCAUUUACCUAGCGAAAAUUCAAACAUCUUUUGUUUGAUUCCAACCAUUUGCGAAUCAAACUGCGAGUUUUCGCGCUCACCGUCUAUUGGUUCUUCUACAUUUGAAUUAUUUUUAUCGGGAAGAAAGCUUCAAGAAACUUAAUCCAAGAAAAAUGAGAACGAGGAAGAAACUUAGAAAUACUUGGAUUUGCAGGUUUCCACGUGGUUCGCGAACGCCCGUCGUCGGUUGAAGAAGGAGAAUAAGAUGACGUGGUCCCCUCAGAAUCGUCGUGGAGAAGACGGCGAAGAGGACGACGACGACCUCGUUGACAAUGACGUCAUCGAUCGCCCUUCCAGCUCCAACUCCAUCGGAUCCGACCGCAAAGAUGACCUCGACUCUUCAAUCCUGAGACCCAAACUAGAAAUGAGCUCGCCAACGCCUUCUGGAGACUCCUCGGAAGAUGCAACGACCCCCAAAAAAUCCAAAAUUUGGUCCAUCGCGGAUGUCGCCGAAAAAGUUGAAUCCAAGGAAGAUAAAAAGGUCAGUCGAAGCGGAAAAUCAAGGCAAAAACAUUUCCGUGCCUAGUCAGAAAAAUUUGAAUACUUUUCAAGCCAUAAAAAACGACGACGAAAUCUCGAUGACACUCUAUAUAAACAAGUCUUUUCGGUGUUUGUUCGUUUGUUGAUCGUGUUAGGAACAUUCAAUCGCGGUCUGUUAACAUUAUUUAUUUCUAAUCGAAAUAUGACAAUGAAACUGAGAUAUUGAAACGCUGUGGCUGAUGAUGUGGAAGUAAGGAAAUGUUUGCAGGACGCGCCUCUUUCUGGGAAUCAGAAUGGCAACGACCAGACGAAUGCUUACAUGGCUCAGCAGGCCGCCAUGCAGCAGCAAAUGAUGGCCAUGGUCCGGAUGCAUCCGCAGAUGUUCGCUGCGAUGCGUGUCGCCGCAUCGGCUUCCGUAGCCCCGCCGACUACGUCGCAGCCUAUGAUCUUCAAUCCGUUCGCUCUUUUCGGCUUCGCAGGCUCCACACCAGUACCUGGACUUCACGGUUUGUCUUCUUCUUUUCAUUAAUAAAAAGUCAAUGAAUUUAUAAAGAAUUGCAUAGCCAUUUUCUUGCCCACUAAUCGUUAUCGAUAAGGUAGCUACACCAGAAAAGCGACCACGUAAUCCUACUGACAGUGUUCGCUAGUUAUUUUUCUUUAUCUGUCCUUGGUCUGCUAGCCGCCCUUAUCUUAAUACCUGUCAUCGGCGUAACGUCGAAUGCGAUUACAACGAUUUUUUGGGCCGCUCUCCGUGGAUUCAACCGCGGUACGAUAAAGAGUAAAUCUCAUCAUAGGUGUAGCGAAAAAAAGAUUUUUGGCGAGUCGUUCUCAUGACCUUUUAAAUGAUGCCCAAAGGAUAGUCAUGUAACUUUAUUCAUUUUUUAAUCAACCAAUUUGAGCUGUCGAUUUCAAAAAUUCCAAAGUUAUCUCUGAAACUCCAAAAAACUAGUUAUCUUUUUUCACUCUCUGACAGAAUUUUGAACACGACAAUAAGUCUAUGUACUGAAAGAGGAUUAAUUGAACGUGGAAGCACUGUUUCAUAAGCCUGAAAGAAACGUCUGAAAGUGGAGGAAUUCGGGGGAACACGAGUGUUGUUAACUACUGAUAACGAUGCGCUUGACCCGCAAAAUGAUUUACGAGCUCGGAUUGCCGCUAUUUCUCUGCGCCGCUCUUGUCACGAAACACUGUUUUGCUGGGGCCUAUGUUCGAACACGGUUGAAUUUCGGUUCGAACAACAUGACAGGCGGCUGUCCGGUCGAUAAAUCCACCGGCGGACAGUUGUCCUUCGUUCGUGAAAAAAAAAACACUCCCAGCAAUUAUCUGCAAAAUGAAUCCGAGAAAAAGAAGAAGAGCUGUGUUGCAGGACUUCUGAAGACAGCGGAGCCAAGUAGAGCAGAAUCGUCUCCGGGAUCUGCUUCUGGUAGAGAAGAUGGAGCCGCGUCGUCGGCUUCUUCGCCUCGAGAAUCGUCUCCGGGAGAACCUGCCGUGGAGACUUCGACUUCUUCGUCAUGA